This is a messenger RNA of Lathyrus sativus (Indian pea), 444 nucleotides long. The record is from the annotation of a GenBank genome assembly. NCBI's taxonomy places the organism in Eukaryota, Viridiplantae, Streptophyta, Magnoliopsida, Fabales, Fabaceae.
AUGGCUUUCAGAAUGGGAAUCGGAAGGGGAAAUGCAUCUUCUGGGAUGGGUGUUGCUGAGCACAGUGUAAGCACAUUCAAGGAAUUACAGAGGAAGAAAGUGCACCGCUAUGUGAUUUUUAAAAUUGAUGAGAAAACGAAAGAGGUUGUGGUCGAAAAAACUGGUGGCCCUGCUGAGAGCUAUGAUGAUUUCACUGCAUCUUUGCCUGAAAAUGAUUGCAGAUACGCCGUUUUUGACUUUGAUUUUGUGACCUCUGAGAACUGCCAAAAGAGCAAAAUCUUUUUUAUUGCAUGGUCUCCUUCUGUGGCUCGAAUCCGCCCUAAGAUGCUUUAUGCAACCUCAAAAGACAGGUUCAGAAGGGAGCUGCAGGGGAUCCAUUACGAGAUUCAAGCAACAGACCCAACAGAGAUGGAACUCGAAAUCCUCCAAGAGCGUGCAAACUAA